CGGACUCCUUUAAGGCAAGCGAGCCGGCCCACUGGAGCGUGUUUCGCCCCCUCCGACGCCGCUGAGGUAGCGGCUUCACCUUUAAGACAGCGCGGGGACUGCUGGGAAGGCCGGCGGGAUGGAGGCAGCGGUACAGCAGGCUCACCGUUGCGGAUCUCGGUGAAGCCGGGAAGGAGUCCGAGCGGGAGCCGAUCCACAGCCAGAAGCGGUGUAGCCCUGUCCCCGGCGCCCGCCUGCCCGCCCUUCACCUCCACAGACGGCACAACCAUGGCCACGAUGGUGCUUCCGCGGGAGGAGAAGCUGAGCCAGGAUGAGAUCGUGCUGGGCACCAAGGCCGUCAUCCAAGGACUAGAGACCCUACGCGGGGAGCAUCGUGCCCUGCUAGCUCCCUUGGCUUCUUCUCAUGAGGCGGGCGAGGCCGAGCCAGGCUCGCAAGAGCGCUGCCACCUCUUGCGCCGCUCUCUGGAGGCCAUUGAGCUGGGGCUGGGGGAGGCCCAGGUGAUCCUGGCACUGUCAAGCCACCUGGGGGCCGUGGAGUCAGAGAAGCAAAAGCUUCGGGCUCAGGUGCGACGCCUGGUUCAGGAGAAUCAGUGGCUGCGCGAGGAGCUGGCAGGGACGCAGCAGAAGCUGCAGCGCAGUGAACAGGCAGUGGCCCAGCUGGAGGAAGAGAAGCAGCACCUGCUGUUCAUGAGCCAGAUCCGAAAGCUGGACGAGGAUGCCUCCCCCAACGAGGAGAAGGGUGACGUCCCCAAAGAUUCUUUAGAUGACCUGUUCCCUAAUGAGGAUGAGCAAAGCCCGGCCCCCAGUCCUGGAGGAGGGGAUGUGGCUGCCCAGCACGGGGGCUAUGAAAUCCCAGCACGGCUCCGUACCUUACACAAUCUGGUGAUCCAGUAUGCAUCUCAAGGUCGCUAUGAGGUAGCUGUGCCCCUCUGCAAGCAGGCACUGGAGGACCUGGAGAAGACUUCGGGCCAUGACCACCCUGAUGUGGCCACCAUGUUAAACAUCCUGGCACUGGUAUAUCGGGACCAGAACAAGUACAAGGAAGCUGCACACCUACUCAAUGAUGCUCUGGCCAUCCGGGAGAAGACACUGGGCAAGGACCACCCAGCUGUGGCUGCAACACUGAACAACUUGGCAGUUCUAUAUGGCAAGCGGGGCAAGUACAAAGAGGCUGAACCACUGUGCAAGCGGGCACUGGAGAUCCGGGAAAAGGUCCUGGGCAAAUUUCACCCAGAUGUGGCCAAGCAGCUCAGCAACUUAGCCUUGUUGUGCCAGAACCAGGGCAAAGCUGAAGAGGUGGAGUACUACUAUCGGCGGGCACUGGAGAUCUAUGCCACACGCCUUGGGCCUGAUGACCCCAAUGUGGCCAAGACCAAGAACAACCUGGCUUCUUGUUAUCUGAAACAAGGAAAGUACCAGGAUGCAGAGACCCUAUAUAAGGAAAUCCUUACUCGUGCUCAUGAGAAGGAGUUUGGCUCUGUCAAUGGAGACAACAAGCCCAUCUGGAUGCAUGCAGAAGAACGAGAGGAAAGCAAGGACAAGCGCCGGGACAAUGCUCCUUAUGGGGAAUAUGGCAGCUGGUACAAGGCCUGUAAGGUUGACAGCCCCACAGUCAACACCACCCUGCGCAGCUUGGGAGCCCUUUACAGGCGCCAGGGCAAGCUCGAAGCUGCGCACACACUGGAAGACUGUGCUAGCCGCAGCCGCAAGCAGGGACUGGACCCUGCCAGCCAGACCAAAGUGGUAGAACUACUGAAAGAUGGUGGUGGACGGGGAGACCGCCGAAGCAGCCGAGAUGUGGCUGGGGGUACUGGGCUUCGACCGGAGUCUGACCUCGAGGAGUCAGGGCCUGCGGCAGAGUGGAGUGGGGAUGGCAGUGGUUCCUUGCGGCGCAGUGGCUCCUUUGGGAAGCUCCGGGAUGCCCUGAGACGCAGCAGUGAGAUGCUGGUGAGGAAGCUGCAGGGGGGCGGCCCACAAGAGCCCCCUAACCCCAGGAUGAAACGGGCCAGUUCUCUCAAUUUCCUCAACAAGAGUGUGGAAGAGCCAGUCCAGCCUGGAGGCACAGGUCUCUGUGACAGCCGCACCCUGAGCUCCAGCUCCAUGGACCUGUCUCGACGAAGCUCACUCGUGGGCUAAUCCUGAAGGGGCAGCCAGUCUCCAGAGCCUCCACCCGGCACAAACUCCCCCCACAUCCCCAGCCCUGCGCAUGGGCCUGCUGCUUGUACCGCCUGUCCCUCCCAAGGACCCCUGUCUUUUCUGUUCAAUCUCAGGGUAACCAUUUCCCUCUCGUUAUCUCAGCCUGGGCCCUGGAGGCCAGGCCUGCCCGCUCCAGUUCUACACCCUUAUUUAUUCCUUCCAGCAGGGGGCCCCCUCUUCCCAGGUUCAGGGCCACCGGGAGGGGAUGCCUGGAGUCCAAGGCGCACUCUACCCAGACUCCAAAGCCAAGAACACUAAGCACCUGCCAUCCCUCAAUAUCCUCCUCGCCUCACCCCCCACCCGGCCGUUGCUUCUGUAUAUAGAGAAAUAAGUUAUUGGCCGUGUCCCUCCCCUAGAUCCACGGUACACCCAGCCUCCAUCCUCCAGUGGUACCACCCAGGCCUUAAUCACCCCCUUUCCGCGCGGUGGUAUCUCUCAAGCUCCACGUUCUUGGGGCGGCGUCUCCCCAAAGGAUGCCCUGGACCUCCUAGCCUCGAAGGGAUGUUUCCCACCCUGCCUUGCCCAUGCCCUGUCCGCAUCCCUCUACACUACAGCGCCGGGCCCUGCGCAGCAUCCCGGCGUUAUGCACUGCCCCUCCCUCCUGGCCCCGCCCAGGCAGUCCUGACUCCUCCUCGGGCGCCGCCCAUUGAGCCAUCCUGCCACGCCUCCCAUGCCCGCAGCUUCUCGCGAGGGCUAGUGAUGGUCCUUCCGCGGUAGGAGGGGCUACCCUCAGUUGUGGGGUGGGCGGUUGCUCUCUAUUUUCAGAUAUUGCUGUAGAAAUAAAAGUCGGUUUGAAUCUGAA
Jaculus jaculus (lesser Egyptian jerboa) is the source of this 2998-nucleotide messenger RNA. It is a transcript of the gene Klc2, whose product is annotated as kinesin light chain 2. The record is from RefSeq and is a predicted model, not a curated record. Gene Ontology annotation, cellular component: cytoplasm; membrane-bounded organelle; kinesin complex. Gene Ontology annotation, molecular function: kinesin binding. Bases 268 to 2136 code for a protein of 622 amino acids. The transcript is spliced from 16 exons. NCBI's taxonomy places the organism in Eukaryota, Metazoa, Chordata, Mammalia, Rodentia, Dipodidae. Gene Ontology annotation, biological process: microtubule-based movement.